Sarcophilus harrisii (Tasmanian devil) is the source of this 2531-nucleotide messenger RNA. It is a transcript of the gene THAP11, whose product is annotated as THAP domain containing 11. Lineage: Eukaryota; Metazoa; Chordata; Mammalia; Dasyuromorphia; Dasyuridae. The record is from RefSeq and is a predicted model, not a curated record. Bases 771 to 1667 code for a protein of 298 amino acids. The transcript has a single exon. Gene Ontology annotation, cellular component: nucleoplasm. Gene Ontology annotation, molecular function: RNA polymerase II cis-regulatory region sequence-specific DNA binding. Gene Ontology annotation, biological process: regulation of transcription by RNA polymerase II.
UGACGAAGGGGAUGCACUCCCCAGGGCAAGAGGCGGGGCCGCUGUUGCGCGCGGUGUACGCCGAGAGUUGUAGUUCCCCGCCCCUGAGUGAGGGGCGGAGCGGGCGGGAAGCUGAGCAUCAUGGGAAAAGCAGUUCUCCGAAUGGAGUAUGACUGUAUGCAAGGAACUCUACGUUCAUUCAUCCGGAAAUAAAUCUCGUUUGUCUCACCAGAGCUGGAACGUAGGCCUGGUGGAACGCCGCGCGGCUGGUUUUUCCGGACGAGCGCCGAGUCACUUUGACCUUCCCUCCAGCUUUGACCCCGGAAGCAGUGCGGCCAACGGCGGAAGCGCGCGGCGCGGUGCAUUGUGGGGGGCGUAGUCCGACUUCCCGGGCGCUUCUUCGUCGCGGCCCGGGGACUGACUGACUGACUGACAGGCUCUGGUGGCUGCGGAGACUGCCGGCGGGCGGGUGGACGGCGCGGGGGCCGUCGGGGAGCGUCCCUAGGAGAGCGAGCGAACGAGGCGAGGCCCGGCUCCGCUCGGGGCGGGGCGGGACGCCGCCUCCCGGCCGGUGGGGGGACGUAAGGCGUCUGUGCGGGCGCUGAGGCCUCGCCCGUCGGUGGGUGUCCCGGGGUCCCGAGGACAGGGCCCGGGGGUGAGGCCGGGCCCCGAGGCGGAGCCGGAGGCCGGGUCUCGGCCGAGGCCCUCGGAGCUUUCCGGGCCCGAGCGGUCGGGCGGCGGCGGCGGCCGAGGCCCGAGGCCGGGGCCGUCGGCGGGUCGGGGCCGCCGCGAUGCCGGGCUUCACGUGCUGCGUGCCGGGCUGCUACAACAACUCGCACCGGGACAAGGCGCUGCACUUCUACACCUUCCCCAAGGACGCGGAGCUGCGGCGCCAGUGGCUCAAGAACGUGUCCCGGGCCGGCGUCAGCGGCUGCUUCUCCACCUUCCAGCCCACGGCCGGCCACCGCCUCUGCAGCGUCCACUUCCAGGGCGGCCGCAAGACCUACACGGUGCGCGUCCCCACCAUCUUCCCGCUGCGCGGCGUCAAUGAGCGCAAGGCCCGGCGGCCCGGGGGCGGCGGGGCGGCGGGAGCGGCGGCCCGGCGGAGGCAGCAGCAGCAACAGCAGCAGCAGCAGCAGCAGCAGCAGCAAUCGCCGCAGCCACCCCAGCCGCAGCCGCAGCCGCAGCCGGCCGCGCUUCCGGCCCCGGCGCAGGCAUCCCUAGUGUCCGCUUCGGCCGCCGUGCUGCUCACGCUGCAGGCGGCGGUGGAGAGCGGAGCCGCCGCCGCCGCCCCCCCUCAGCCGCCCGCCGGGGACGACGUGAAGCCCAUCGACCUGACAGUGCAGGUGGAGUUCGCCUCGGCCGAGGGAGCCCCCGCGCCCGAGCUCGGAGUCCCGGCCGUGGCCGCCGCGGCCUCCGGGCCCCGGCUGGUGGUGGUGGGCGAGGAGGGCUUCCCCGACACGGGCUCAGACCAUUCUUAUUCGCUGUCUUCUGGCACCACGGAGGAGGAGCUGCUGCGGAAGCUGAACGAGCAGCGCGACAUCCUGGCCCUGAUGGAGGUGAAGAUGAAGGAGAUGAAGGGCAGCAUCCGCCACCUGCGGCUCACCGAGGCCAAGCUCCGGGAGGAGCUCCGAGAGAAGGACCGGCUGCUGGCCAUGGCGGUUAUCCGCAAGAAGCACGGGAUGUGAGCCGGCCUCCUGCCUGCCCCCACCCCGGACCUCUGGCUUCCCACCUGCCCUUGGCCCCGCCUGGGGCCGCCUUUGACGCUGGUCCUCACCCUCACCCCUUCCUCUGCAGUGGGACUCCCCGCCUGGCAUCCACCAUCCUGGACCACAGAUGGAACGAGCCCGAGGUGCCCUCACUUGUGUGGCCUCUGACAUGACUAGCGCCUCAAGAAGGCAGGUGGGCCGGGCUGGCGGCCCCUCGGUUCUGCGCAUUGGCCAUGCCAGGCGGUAUGAGAAGGACUUGUUCGCUGUUUCUGUUUGGAACUCUUUUUAUGACCAUAGGAUUUAAAGCGAUCACUGUUUGGAACUCAUCCUUAAGGUUAUGGGUGGGAAGGCAGGCUCCAGGGAACCAUACGAGGGGAACUCAACCUUGGAGUUGAUCAGACAGUCCCUUUCUGUGUAGUGAUAAAGGCAGAGUUGGGACCCAGAUCCCAAGAAGCAUCCAAUGCUUAUUCUCACUUCCUCCUGACCCUCCACCCUUCAGCUUUUUCUAUCCCAGUUUUGGACUGUGAUUCCAAUAAGGGGAUGUGAUGAACUGGAAUCAAAUCUAUUGAGUUUUUUCCUGGGUGGUAUGAGCAGGACAUUCCCCUCUGUCUCUUGUCUGGCAGUUUGUCUUUGGCGGGGAGCUGGGUGACCUUUCUGAGGUAAACCCAAUUUGCCUGGGACUUGGGUUUUUUUUUUUAAAUAACCCCCCCCAAAAAAAACCCAUCCUGGUGAUAUGUUUGCUACUGGUUACAAAAAUUAUAUUUUCUGUACAAUUAGACUAAAGUUUUCACUGUGUCCUGUUUGGCAAAGCAAAUUAAUUAAAAUGUAAGGUUUUUAUUUGGG